AGAAGCAUAUUCACAAAGUUUCCCAAUCUUCCUAUCGCUUGGUUCGGCAUCCUGCCAUAUAUGCAUAUCAGAAAGCUUUUCCGCCGGGGGGAGUUUGUUGUAGGGGUGGCUGCCCCGACCCGUUUCCGCCCCGCACCCGUGCGGCGGGGCGGACCACCCCGUCCGCCAGAUGCGGGGGCGGGGUCACCCGCCCCGCAUCUGGCUCUCUGUCCGGGGGCGGGUGCGGGAUGGGGAUGACACCCGCCCCGCCCCGCAUAGUUACUGUUCAUAUAUAUAUUUAAAAAAAAAACUACGCUAGAAAUGAAAUCCCCGAUUCCCUCCCUCGCUCACUCAGACUCUCACUUCUCUCUGUCUCUGCCUCGGACUGCCUCCCAGUGACCCACCAGCUCCGCUCAUCUCUCCCUCUCUCUGAGUUUCCGGCGCCGCACCCAGCUACCAGCGUCUCCUUCAACGUCGCCGUGCGCAUCCGGUCCCUCUCUCUGCAUCUCCGUCACCGAAGAUCCGAAGUGUGUAGGAAGUUUGUGAAGUCUUGUAUCGGAGGCUAGUAUGCAGGCUUGUACCGGAUCUUCCCUGAUGGGUUCUCUCCAACAGCCCAUUUGGACCGAGCAAUCGAGAUUUCCUUCAAAAGGGUGUGGUGUUAUUGGAUUUUCACUCCAAGUAAAACUCAAUUUGGUGAAACCCUGUAGAUCUUCUUAUACUGAAGGAAGUUUGGUUACUGGAAAGCCGCCUUCUACUGUGUCUGUCACUAAAAGUGGAGGUAAUGGAAAUAGCUUUGUAGACCAUGGCUUGAGUGAAGCAGAUCCUGAAGUUCGUGCAAUCAUUGACAAGGAGAAGGGAAGGCAGUUCAGAAGCCUUGAGCUUAUUGCAUCCGAGAAUUUUACAUCUCGAGCAGUGAUGGAAGCAGUUGGCUCAUGCCUGACAAACAAAUACUCAGAAGGUCUACCUGGUAAAAGGUACUAUGGUGGCAAUGAGUACAUAGAUGAGCUUGAGACAUUGUGUCAACAAAGGGCUAUAGCAGCCUUUCAUGUAGAUGGGAAGAAUUGGGGUGUUAAUGUCCAACCUUUGUCUGGUUCGCCUGCUAACUUUGAGGUUUACACAGCAAUAUUAAAUCCACACGAUCGUUUAAUGGGCUUGGACUUACCCCAUGGGGGACAUUUGUCUCAUGGAUUCAUGACUCCUAAACGACGGGUGUCAGGCACAUCAAUUUAUUUUGAGUCUAUGCCUUAUCGACUUGAUGAAUCUACAGGUCUUGUUGAUUAUGACAUGCUGGAGAAAACAGCUAUUCUCUUUCGACCAAAACUCAUCAUUGCUGGUGCUAGUGCUUAUCCUCGAGAUUUUGACUAUCCCCGCAUGAGAAAGAUUGCAGAUGCUGUUGGUGCUUUUCUCAUGAUGGAUAUGGCUCACAUCAGUGGACUUGUUGCUGCAUCUGUUGUUGCUGAUCCUUUUGAGUAUUGCGACAUUGUGACCACCACAACACACAAAUCUUUGAGAGGCCCAAGAGGUGGCAUGAUCUUCUUCAAAAAGGAUCCUGUUCUUGGAGUUGAUUUAGAAUCUGCCAUCAACAAUGCUGUUUUUCCAGGUCUACAGGGAGGUCCUCAUAACCACACAAUUGGAGGACUUGCAGUUUGCUUGAAGCAUGCACAGUCCCCUGAGUUUAAGGCUUACCAGAACAAGGUGGUCUCUAAUUGUGGAGCUCUUGCUAGCCGAUUGAUUGAAUUAGGAUAUAAGUUGGUUUCUGGUGGGAGUGAUAAUCACCUGGUUCUUGUUGAUCUAAGGCCAUUAGGAAUUGAUGGUGCUCGGGCAGAGAAGAUUCUUGACUUGGCAUCUAUUACUCUAAAUAAAAACUCAGUGCCUGGUGAUAAGAGUGCACUAGUGCCGGGUGGCAUUCGCAUCGGAUCACCUGCUAUGACAACCAGAGGAUUCACAGAAAAAGAAUUUGCAGCAGUUGCAGACUUCAUUCAUGAGGGUGUGCAGAUAACUCUUGAAGCUAAGCGAUUAGUCUCUGGAUCAAAGCUCCAAGAUUUCAUGAAGUUUGUAGCAUCCCCUGACUUCUCUUUAAUGGACAAGGUGUCAGACCUGCGCAGGAGGGUUGAAGCUCUUACAACCCAGUUCCCUAUUCCUGGGGUAUGAGUCUUCAUCAUCAACAAUUACUUGUAUCGAAAUGAUAGUUAUAUUAUCAGAAAUAGCUUGCUAUGAUGUGGGUAUAAGUCAUCAAACAUAUUCCAUGUUUUGUAUGUAAGCACCUUCCUUUUUUGACAUUUACUGCUGAUGGAGACUGACCUAAAGUGCUAUUGGCACUACAAGUUUUGCUGCAUUUAUUUUAUGGUAUAUGUAACGAAUGAACGCUGCGACGUUUCUACAGUCGAAUUUAAAAUAUAAACAAACUCAUGAUGUUCUUGAUAA
Molecule: messenger RNA, 2403 nt
Organism: Juglans regia (Persian walnut)
Lineage: Eukaryota; Viridiplantae; Streptophyta; Magnoliopsida; Fagales; Juglandaceae
Product: serine hydroxymethyltransferase 3, chloroplastic-like
Exons: 12
Coding region: 547-2130 (527 amino acids)
Biological process (GO): L-serine catabolic process; folic acid metabolic process; tetrahydrofolate interconversion
Cellular component (GO): cytoplasm
Molecular function (GO): pyridoxal phosphate binding; serine binding; zinc ion binding
Source: RefSeq, a predicted model, not a curated record